Molecule: messenger RNA, 7824 nt
Organism: Rana temporaria (common frog)
Lineage: Eukaryota; Metazoa; Chordata; Amphibia; Anura; Ranidae
Gene: COL5A3
Product: collagen type V alpha 3 chain
Exons: 66
Coding region: 197-5611 (1804 amino acids)
Molecular function (GO): extracellular matrix structural constituent
Source: RefSeq, a predicted model, not a curated record
CAGAAUAGGACACACAGCCAGACAGCACUUACUGGGAGAAAACUGAUACCACUGAGAGAGAGAACCAAGCCAAAGCCCAACACUCUUCUCCUCCACACACUUGGAUACAUGACGGUGGUGACUUUGGAUUACAGUCCUAUGUCCCGUGUGUGUACAGCUACAUCUACCAGACAGAGGCGCCCGCACAUUCUGCACUAUGGCCAGGUGGAUUCUACCCUGGGAUUGCUGGAAAGUCUCCUUACUACUUCUGUUCAUGCAAGGUUUCCACACAGCCAGAACAGCCACACCAGUUAACAUUUUAGAAGCUCUGGAACUCAGCGAAUCCAUUGAAGGAGUAACGUUAGCAGCUGGAAUAUGCACGCACAGGCAAGGAAUUGAAGAGACAGAUAUUGCUUUCCGAUUGGAGAACAGGACUCAUUUUAGUGCCCCAACCAAGCAGUUAUUUCCAGAUGAAUCAUUCCCAGAGGACUUCUCCAUUCUCAUCACUCUGAAAGUAAGGAAGGGAGCACAGUUCUUCCUCUUCUCCAUAUACAAUGAAAAGGGAGUGCAGCAGCUGGGUAUAGAGAUUGGCCGAUCCCCAGUUUUUGUUUAUGAAGAUCAACAUGGAAACCCAACCCCAGAGAACUACCCCUUCUUCAAGAAGAUCAACUUGGCUGAUGGCAAGUGGCAUCGGAUUGCACUGAGUGUUGAAGGAAAAAAUGUGACCAUUUACGUGGAUUGUGAGAAGAAGCAGACCCAAUUCCUGGACCGUGAUGACAAUGCCAUUAUCAGCACAGAAGGGGUUACGUUGUUUGGGACACGACUACUUGAUGAGGAGGUCUUUGAGGGUGACAUCCAGCAGCUGCUGAUCGAUGAUGACCCCAGAGCUGCCAGUGAAUACUGUACCACAUAUAUGCCCAGCUGUGACUCUGCCCUCCUGUAUGGUUUGCAGGCACAAGAUCCAGUAUUCCCUGAACAGCCUCUCUUGGCCCAACAGCCCACCCCGGAACCUGCCCCUCGCAAAAAGGGCAAGGGGAAAGGUAAAAAGAAGGAUAGAAAGGGCAAAAAGAAGAAGAAAAAGUCUGUAGUUGAGCAGACAGAGCCGGUGCCCACUACUGUCAUAAGCACAACACAAGGAUUUACUACCUCAACUGCUACAGAGCCAGUCACUCUCUUCAUGACAGAAACAAAACCAAAGCCUACAGAAGACCCCCUUUUCUCAGAAUAUGAAUUUCCAGACUACUUGUACACACCGUCACCUGAAGAAGACAUCACCGUGUCCACCGUAACCGUCAGCGUCAAUGCGACUGACUAUGAGGACAUGACUGAAGAGUAUGUGACCGGAGAAGAGGAAGAUAACCGAAAACCAGAUGACUAUGAGAUGAGAGAGUAUGACGAAGAGGACUUUGAUGAAGGAGACGACAGAUAUGGUCCUCAGGAGCGUGGUACAGUGCAGACCAAGGAAACUGAACCUCAGAGCUUGAAGGGAGAGAAAGGAGAGCCCGCCAUAGUGGAGCCUGGCACCGUGAUUGAGGGUCCGAUAGGAUUCCCUGGGCACGCGGGAGAACCAGGACCGGCUGGACCUUCAGGACCUCAAGGACCACUUGGAGAUCCAGGUGAAAGGGGUCCUCCAGGACGACCUGGACUCAAUGGUGCUGAUGGUAUACCUGGACCUCCAGGAAAUACAGUGAUGCUUCCUUUCCAGUAUGGUGGUGAUUCCAGGGGACAGGUGUCCUUUCAAGAAGCUCAGGCACAAUCCAUCUUGCAGCAAGCUAAGCUGGCUAUGAAAGGUCCACCUGGCUCAGUGGGUCUGACAGGGCGACCUGGUCCCCUUGGUCCUCCUGGAUCGCAAGGUUACAAGGGGGAUUAUGGUGAUUCUGGCCCUCCGGGUCCGCGUGGCUUUCAAGGGAUCAUAGGUCCCCCAGGAAAGAUCGGUAAAAGAGGACGUGGUGGAGCAGAUGGUGGUCGUGGUGUGCCUGGUGAGACAGGAUCUAAGGGUGACCGUGGAUUUGAUGGCUUGCCAGGACUUCCAGGAGAGAAAGGGCACAGAGGAGAUGUCGGAAACCAGGGUCUUGCUGGGCAAACUGGAAAAAAUGGAGACAAGGGUUCUCCUGGACCUUUCGGGCCUACUGGUUCUUCCGGGGAAGCUGGUGCACGGGGCUUGGUUGGUCCAAGAGGUUCUCCAGGCCCACCAGGUCAGCAAGGUGUAAGCGGUAUUGAUGGAGCUCCAGGUCCAAAAGGAAACCAAGGCAUUCAAGGAGAGACUGGACCAAAUGGACAACAAGGAAACCCAGGACCUCAUGGUUUACCUGGACCUCAGGGUCCCAUUGGAAUGCCAGGGGAAAAGGGGCCACCGGGAAAGCAAGGCAUAUCUGGGUUGUCUGGAUCUGAUGGCCCUCCAGGACAUCCAGGGAGAGAGGGCCCUGCUGGAGAGAAGGGCAUACAGGGUCUUCCUGGCUCACCUGGUCCUAUAGGAUAUCCUGGUCAAAGAGGAGUGAAGGGAGCCUUUGGCAUCAGAGGACUGAAGGGAAGCAAAGGAGAAAAGGGUGAAGAUGGUUUUCAUGGUUCCAAAGGAGACAUGGGGAUCAAAGGAGACAGAGGGGAUUCAGGAACAUUAGGAGUACGUGGAGAGGAUGGUCCUGAAGGGCCAAAAGGGCAGUCUGGACCAUUUGGAGAAUCGGGCGCAUCAGGAAUUCCUGGAGAAAAGGGAAAGUUAGGAGUUCCAGGCCUCCCAGGAUACCCAGGACGUCUGGGUGCAAAAGGUUCUACAGGAUUUGCUGGGCCACUUGGUUUGGCUGGAGAAAAGGGCAAGAGGGGAAGAGGAGGACAGCCCGGAGCACCAGGACAGCGGGGACCCUCGGGCACAAGAGGUGAAAGAGGUCAAAGUGGGCCAACUGGAAAGCCGGGGCUAAAGGGAGAUUCUGGCCAUGAUGGUAUUGCUGGAACCGCUGGAGAGAAGGGACCAAUGGGCGCCGUAGGGCCAGUUGGAUUUGCAGGACCAAAAGGACCCAAUGGACCCGGAGGGAAGGAUGGGCUACCUGGACAUGCAGGCACAAGAGGAGAGCCAGGAUUUCAAGGCAAAACAGGUCUUCCAGGACCAACUGGAGUUGUUGGACCACAGGGCAAGUCAGGUGAAACUGGUCCAAUGGGAGAACGAGGUCAUCCAGGGGCACCAGGAUCUCCAGGAGAACAUGGAUUGCCAGGUGCAGCCGGAAGGGAAGGAGCCAAGGGAGAUCCUGGUACUUCUGGCAAUUCUGGUAAAGCUGGACCUCAAGGGCUUCGAGGGUUUCCAGGCGCAAGAGGAAUCGCAGGAGAAGCAGGUGCAGCUGGGCUAAAAGGUGGAGAAGGUCCAGUAGGUCUAGCAGGUGUAGUGGGGCCUACAGGAGAACGGGGUCCUCCCGGAUCAGCUGGAGGAAUUGGUCUUCCUGGGCGUCCUGGGUCACAAGGCUCUCCCGGACCGGCAGGAGAGAAGGGAAAUCCGGGUGAAAAAGGACCUGUUGGAAUAGGUGGCCAAGAUGGCACACAGGGUAGCCUUGGACCACCAGGACCCGCUGGACCUCCAGGGCCAGCUGGAGAUGAUGGAGAUAAGGGAGAAGUUGGAGGUCCUGGGCAAAAAGGAAGCAAGGGUGACAGAGGAGACAGAGGACCUCCAGGGGCUACUGGUAUACAAGGUCCUAUUGGAAUCCCAGGUCAAUCCGGCCAAGAUGGAGAUCCCGGUCGCAGAGGUCAGCCAGGAAUGCAAGGACAAAAGGGAGAUGAGGGAAUUCGAGGCUUUACUGGUGUAUCAGGUCCCAGGGGACUCCAGGGUAUGCCUGGACCUCCAGGGGAGAAAGGAGAAAGUGGACAUGUUGGGGCAAUGGGCCCGCCAGGUACAACAGGUCCUAGAGGUCCCAUGGGUCCCAACGGUGGUGAUGGACCUCCCGGAAAUCCAGGAGGAUUGGGCCAGCCAGGAGCUUUUGGAGACAAGGGAGAGGCAGGAGAAGGUGGAGAUCCAGGAUCACCAGGAGAAGUUGGUCCCCUGGGAGGUAAAGGUGAUAUUGGUGAAAAGGGUGAAUCUGGAGCUUCAGGAGCAGCUGGACCUCCUGGGAAAAAGGGACGUCCAGGCGAAGAUGGACCUAAAGGAAAUAUGGGGUCCAUAGGUUUUCCAGGAGACCCAGGACCAGGAGGAGAGGCUGGAAUACCAGGAGUUGAUGGUGUACCUGGAGAGAAGGGUGAUUCUGGAGAAAGUGGGAAUCCGGGAGCACCUGGACCUUCAGGAGAGCCUGGCCCAACAGGUCCACCAGGACGAAGAGGACAAUUGGGGGCUGCAGGCAAAGAGGGUCGUCAAGGUGAAAAGGGAGCAAAGGGAGAGCGUGGAACUGAAGGACCAGCUGGAAAGACAGGACCUGUGGGGGCACAAGGAUCUCCUGGAAAAUAUGGACCCGAAGGUCUGAGAGGCAUUCCAGGGCCUGCUGGUGAACCAGGUUUACUCGGAGCACCUGGUCAGACGGGACCUCCUGGGCCCUUGGGACCCAGUGGCUUGCCUGGUCUUAAAGGUGAUCCUGGAUUUAAGGGAGAUAAGGGUCAUGCUGGUCUUAUUGGCUUAAUUGGACCUCCAGGAGAAAUGGGAGAGAAAGGAGACAGAGGACCCCCUGGAAUUCAGGGUGUACCAGGACCCAAAGGAGACAUUGGAUCUGUUGGUAUCUCUGGACCAAAUGGACCACCUGGACCCAACGGCCUGGCGGGACAUCUAGGGCAGAAAGGUUCGAAAGGAAACCCAGGACCAAUAGGCAUGAGAGGAGAUCCCGGACAUGCAGGACCUCCUGGUCCACCAGGUCGCCCAGCACAAGCUGUACAGCCUCUACCAUAUGAAGCAUACGAGCCAACCAGAAAAAGGCGACGGCACUCUGAUGGUCAGCAAAAUGACAUGGGAGAGAUAGACUACAUGGCUGAUGGGAUGGAGGAAAUCUAUGCCACACUUGGGUCACUUAAAACAGAAAUCGAACAGAUGAGGUGGCCUGUAGGCACCAAAGACAGCCCAGGAAGGACUUGUAAAGAGCUUCAGAUGUGUCAUCCCAAUUAUAAAGAUGGUGAAUACUGGAUUGAUCCAAAUCAAGGAUGCAACAGAGAUGCCUUCAAAGUGUUCUGUAAUUUUACAUCUGGUGGAGAGACAUGUCUAUACCCAGAUAAAAAGUUUGAAUCGGUGAAAGUUGCAGCUUGGAAUAAAGAAACCCCAGGAGACUGGUACAGCACCUUUAAAAGAGGAAAGAAGUUCCAUUACAUAGAUGCUGAUGGUAACGCCAUCCAUGUGGUACAAAUGACAUUCCUCAAGUUGCUAAGUGCAGUAGGCCGACAAAACUUCACUUAUAACUGCCAGCAGUCUGUGGCGUGGUAUGACACAUCGAAGGCAAAUCAUGAACGGUCAAUAAAGUUGAGGGCAGACAAUGAGGAGGAGCUCAGUCACAGCCGCACACCACAGUUACGAGCAUUAUAUGAUGGGUGCCAACUUCGUAAAGGUGUAGAACGAACAGUACUCGAGAUCAACACCUACAAGGUUGAAAAUCUACCCCUUAGGGACGUUGCUGUCAGUGACUUCGGAGAUAACAACCAGAAGUUUGGUUUUGAGCUUGGGCCAGUCUGCUUUAAUGGCUAGAAAAACAAAUUAUGAAAAGAAAAAAAAAAUGAAAAGAAAACUCUUAAAGCAUCUUGCAGCCCAAGAAAGAAGAACUUUACGUUUCAUGGCCAGCUAACCAAGACACUUCCACUGGUCGCCACUGGCAAAGAUUUAUCUUAUGUGCUUUUGUUUUACUUUUUAUUUUGUGUUACAUAUUUUUGUCUUUAUUUUUAAUGCGGGGGAUGCUAGAUCUGUGUUUCUCACCCUUGCAGGGUUUCAUUAAAACCAAAUAAUAAAAAAUAUAACGGGAUAUGUUUGGCCCCCGGCGACCAUGGCUGUUAGAGGACAUGCUACCAUACUGAAAGUGGGAAAAAGUCUACGGCACAGCAGUCACUGUGCAGUUGCUGAAAGAGAUCAUAUGGAUCAUUUCUGCUCAGUAUUCAGGAUAUUCUGUCCCCAAAAUCUGAAGCUCUAACGGUUUUGCACUGGAACAUCAUUGAACAAGCAGGAUGUUUAUUGGCACCCUAUUCAUGGAACUUUUUGACACAAAGUUUUCUGAUUGCUUCAGGCCAUUGUCAGUCAUACACUGAACACUGUCUCCUCCUCUUCAGAUACUGGAUAUGCCCUGUUUAAAUAUCAAAUAUACAUUGUAUUAUUUUAUUUUGAACCCCAGUCUGUAGAUGGCACCAAAUGGAUUAGGCUGACAUGAAACUUGAGAUAAAAUAGCAAAAAAAAAAGUAAAUUUAUUGUAUAUUGUGUAUAUAUAGCUUCCCAAAUUCCCUAUAAUAAUAAAAAUGGGCUCUGUGUAUUAAGGUAAAGGAAAACUAUUAAAUAUUUGCUUUUUUAACAUUCAUAUGUUCUUCAAGUGUAUCAAGUGUCAGACUUUUAUAUACAUCCCAGAUCUGGUCUUCUUUUACAUCAUUAUAGCGCCUGCUAUAUAUAUUUUUUUUCCUGACGAUUUCCACUGAAACAUCAAAAAGAAUCUUAAGAACCAUAUUCCAGACUAUCAACGAUCUUUUUUGCACCAGGAAAAACUGCAUUAAUACACAGAUGCCUUCAGUACAUGGCCAUGUUUUCAAUUAUUGACAGUCCUAGAAGCUUCAUCUCUACAUACUUCAUCCCUUCUUCAAUAUGUUUUGAAGGAUUUAUUUACCAUUCCCGAAGGUCUGUCUUGCUGAUAGAUGAGUUGCCUCUUGAACUAAUUGCAAGUUGUCUUCUGCCAGCAUGUGUAAAUGUCACCGCUUCUCUCUUCCAUCAUGUUUGUUUUUUGGGGGCAACUUCAGCUACCUGACAGACAACUAUAAAACAAUAAGGUGAAACUUUCUCACAACCUCAGCAUGAAGAAUGAUGUCAGAAAACGACCUUCUCUCAAUUUAAGAGACAACUUAUACAGAAUGAAAUGACCAGCCGUUGGGUAGUGAUUUCCUUUAAAAAAUACUUGGUUUGUGAACUUAAGGUGCUCAUAACUUUACACAAAAAUUUGGGUUAGUUAAUAUAGUAACAUGGUUUGUAAUAUGCCAAGAUUGGAAUAAACUAGCAUUGGUAUUGUGAAGAUAAGGGUACAGGGCACAAGUUCAGUUUUAACCUUUUCUUCGCAAAGGGGGUGACUCUACAAGACAAUGAAAAUUUAACAUUAUAACCUUGUAAUUUCAUAUUAACCAAUAAGGUGAACAAAAAAAAUGUCUAAGAUCAAAUGAUAAAAGCAAUGGAGGACAGGAUUACGUGUUUGUCUGCCUAAUGAUCACCAUUUUACAUUUUUAAGUUUUAUAUUAUUUGUGUUCAUCUAUUGAAAUAUGAUGGUCAAUGAAUAGUAUCCAACCUGUGGGCACGGUAUGGUACACACUACUGAUAAAAGUAAUAGAAAGAAAAAAUAAACUGUUUUAAACCAUCUUUAAAAAGCGCAGUAGAAAAUAUAUUUUUAAAGUCAAGACUUCUUCCAUAUAAAAUGAUGUGCUUGUCACCCGCAGUCUGGAGGCAGCCAUAAAAUUUGCAUCUUCAUGGAACAUAAUGAUAUGGCUGCCCCCAGCAGUGUAUAUGUUACGGGUCACUUUAACUGAAUUAAUUUAUAAAGCAGGGUGUGAACAAAUGCAAUAUAUGUAACAGAGGUGCUACAGAACAAUGGAUGACCACUGUAAUGCUCUGAAGUUUUGUCCCCAUUAAUGGUGCUUACUUAAAACAGAACCCUAGCUUUUUGAAUCGAAAAACUAUAGCAAAAAUAUUUUUUCUACAAUAUACUGUAUAUUUAAAUUAUA